Molecule: messenger RNA, 1159 nt
Organism: Phacochoerus africanus (Common warthog)
Lineage: Eukaryota; Metazoa; Chordata; Mammalia; Artiodactyla; Suidae
Gene: CLTA
Product: clathrin light chain A
Exons: 7
Coding region: 150-878 (242 amino acids)
Biological process (GO): clathrin coat assembly; intracellular protein transport; clathrin-dependent endocytosis
Cellular component (GO): plasma membrane; postsynaptic endocytic zone cytoplasmic component; clathrin coat of coated pit
Molecular function (GO): clathrin heavy chain binding; structural molecule activity
Source: RefSeq, a predicted model, not a curated record
AUGGGGGUAGGGUUUCCGCUUCCGUCUUCUCCCUCCUCCAGCUUGUCCUCCGGUCGCGUUGCCACCACAGCGGCCGCUGCCGGGCGCGGUUACGGCGGGUCGGUUGGUGUGUCUUUCAGCGUCGAUUUCUGUGCAGUUGAACGCCUGCCAUGGCUGAUUUAGAUCCGUUCGGCGCCCCCGCCGGCCCCUCGCUGGGGAACGGAGUGGCGGGCGAGGAGGACCCGGCCGCGGCCUUCUUGGCGCAGCAGGAGAGCGAGAUUGCUGGCAUCGAGAACGACGAGGCCUUCGCCAUCCUGGACGGAGGCGCUCCUGGGCCCCAGCCGCACGGCGAGCCGCCGGGGGGUCCGGAUGCCGUUGAUGGAGUGAUGAAUGGCGAAUACUACCAGGAGAGUAAUGGGCCGACAGACAGUUAUGCAGCUAUUUCACAAGUGGAUCGAUUGCAGUCAGAGCCUGAAAGUAUCCGUAAAUGGAGAGAAGAGCAAACGGAACGCUUGGAAGCCCUUGAUGCCAAUUCUCGGAAGCAGGAAGCAGAGUGGAAAGAAAAGGCAAUAAAGGAGCUGGAAGAGUGGUAUGCAAGGCAGGACGAGCAGUUACAAAAGACGAAAGCAAACAACAGGGUGGCAGAUGAAGCUUUCUACAAACAACCCUUCGCUGACGUGAUUGGUUAUGUCACAAACAUAAACCAUCCUUGCUACAGCCUAGAACAGGCAGCAGAAGAAGCGUUUGUAAAUGACAUUGAAGAGUCGUCCCCAGGCACGGAGUGGGAACGGGUGGCCCGGCUGUGUGACUUUAACCCCAAGUCCAGCAAGCAGGCCAAAGAUGUCUCCCGCAUGCGUUCUGUCCUCAUCUCCCUCAAGCAGGCCCCCCUGGUGCACUGAAGAGCCACCGUGUGGAAACACUACAUCUGCAAUAUCUUAAUCCUACUCAGUGAAGCUCUUCACAGUAAUUGGAUUAAUUAUGUUGAGUUCUUUUGGACCAAACCUUUUUGUCUUUAGAGUUGAUCAUUGUUUGUGAUUGCAUGUUUCCUUCAACUGUGUUCUCCCUGGCAUUCAGAGAGGAGCGGAGGUGCCCGGGGAAGGGAGGGAGGCCUCCCAAGGGCAGCCUCAACCUCUGCUUUUGUGCAUUAUUCUGAGAAUAAAUUUCUGUUUAAAACUAUAAA